This is a messenger RNA of Papilio xuthus (Asian swallowtail), 3676 nucleotides long. Its product is annotated as mutS protein homolog 4. The transcript has 19 exons. Gene Ontology annotation, molecular function: ATP binding; mismatched DNA binding; ATP-dependent DNA damage sensor activity. Gene Ontology annotation, cellular component: nucleus. Gene Ontology annotation, biological process: reciprocal meiotic recombination; mismatch repair. The record is from RefSeq and is a predicted model, not a curated record. Lineage: Eukaryota; Metazoa; Arthropoda; Insecta; Lepidoptera; Papilionidae. The coding region runs from base 63 to 3575 and encodes 1170 amino acids.
UUGAUAAUUAUAAUAUUCCAAUCUUUAUUUUUGAUUUAAGUAAUACGUAUUACUGCAAUACGAUGAACGUUGUUCAUCGAGAUACGCACAGUAGUAAAAUAAAACAAAGAUUUAAAAAUGAACUUGUUAGAAAAGAUGCAUCUAUAGGCAUCCGAGGUGGUAUUGCAAUUUUACCACCAAAUAAGGUACCCCGAUAUCAGUUUAAUGCUGAAGAAAGAAUUCAGAUUUCAAAGCGAAACAAAAUGGGACCACCGGAAAGUCUACCGCGAGGUUUGAAACGAAAGUUAACAUAUAAUUCAAGUUCUGUGAGACCGGAUUCGUCGUCAAGUGGUCAAGCGCGGUCGAGGGUACUAGCAAGCGAUUCCGGAGCUGCGGAUACUUCCCUAGACUUUGUAACACUGAAAGGCAGACCAGCGGCUAUUAGAUAUAUAAGCAGUAGUAGUAAAGGUGGUUACAGUGGUAAUAAGUCUGCACGCUCAACAUCCGCCUCUGUAGUGGAGGCUGCCGUUAUUUUAGCAAUUUCUGAAGGUAGAGGUAUGGCUCGAGGUGAAAUAGGCAUGGCGGCGGUUGACCUCAAGCAUCCUCAUCUCGUACUCUGUCAGUUCAGUGACACACUACUAUAUACACACACUAUGACUAAGAUCAAUUACUUCAAUCCUGUUGAGAUUAUAGUCCCGCAUACGUUCUGUGAAGGUACACACCCAAAUCAGCUAUACAAAUUAAUCAAGGAUCAUUAUCCGCUGGUCAAUUUGACUACAGUCCAAAGAAGGCACUUCAAUGAUGCAGCCGGUCGCCAACAAAUACACACCCUUUGUGCCCCACAGUACAGUGCAGUUUGCUUGCAAGUGGUUCAGAAGUUCUAUGCUCUAACAUCAGCUGCAGCAGUAUUGAAAUACGUCGAAUACAUCCAAUGUAUUGUGUUCGCUAGAGAAUCAUUAAAAAUCGAAUACCACUCUUCAGAGGAUACCAUGAUCAUCGAUGUAGGCACAGCUACUCAAUUAGAACUAGUUCAACCACUAGUACCGUCAGCCGGGCCGUCGUGUUGCUUGCUUGGUGUAUUAGGACCUACUUAUACAGUCGGAGGUAUAAGGUCAUUGAGAGCCAAUAUAUUACAACCUUCUUGCGACAAAGAUUUCAUUGAAGCUAGAUUAGAUGCUGUACAGGAAUUAAUUGAGAACGACACAGGUUUGAUGGUUGAUUUGCAGGACAUAAUAAAAAAGCUAUCCGAAAUUGACAAAAUAUUAUUUCUCUGUAUGGAGCCUCCGAACUUUAAUAUGGAGAGAUUUGGUGAGGCGCAAUUAAACCAAACACUGCUUUUGAAAACAACAAUGGAGAUGGUGCCAAAGUUAGAAGAAGCUCUAAGAACAGCGGAAAGUGGCAGGUUAAGGAAAAUAAAAAUGGAUUUCGAAAAUUCUCGUUACAAAGAAAUUUACGAACGAAUUCGUAAAAUUAUACAAGACGAUGCACAUUUAGAAAAAGGUGCCAUGGGCAGCUUGCAAAGAUGCUUCGCUGUUAGACCCGAAAUAAACGGCCUUCUAGAUGUUGCUAGAAGAACGUAUUCUGAAUUAAUUGAUGACAUACAGAAGGUUGUCGAAGAACUUAGUGAAUCUCACGACUUGCCUCUCAGACUAAAUCAAAACGUAAUGAAAGGAUUCCACAUAGUUUUACCUGUUGCUCCCAAGAACAGAAGAGACUUUAAUGUAGAAGAUUUACCAGAUAUAUUUAUUCAGGUACACUUUAACGGGGCAAGCGUUACGAUGACUACAGAAGAACUUGUAGUCCUGGAUCAGCAAGCUAAAGAAUCGCUCAAUGAAAUACAGAAAAUGAGUAACAUAGUAAUAUCGGAAUUGCUUAAAGAAUUACGUCCUUUUAUGUCAAGUCUUUACAAACUAUGCGAGAAUGUUGCCGAGCUGGAUAUCUUAAUAGCUUUAGCUCAAACCAGUUCAAUAGGUUCUUAUAUAAGACCUGACUUCAAUUCUUACUUGGAAGUAAGAAACUCCGUACACCCACUCCUGGACUAUAACAGUCAAAAAAUGCCUGUACCGAAUGACAUAUUUGCCAGCCCUGAAUACAACUUUACUAUAAUAACAGGGCCUAAUAUGGGCGGCAAAAGUAUUUAUAUUAAACAAAUUGCUAUUAUACAGAUUAUGGCGCAGUUGGGAAGCUUCGUACCUGCAACGAACGCGGUGUUGAGACUUUGCGAUCGUAUCUUCUCUAGGAUAGGGUUCAACGAUAGUGUUGAAUUUAAUGCCUCUACAUACGUUAUUGAGAUGAAGGAAACCCAACACAUCCUUGCUGGACUGACACCGACUAGUCUUGUUAUCAUAGAUGAAUUGUGCAGGGGAACAUGCUCCGACGAAGGAACUAGCUUAGCUUGGGUUGUUUGCGAAGAAUUAAUAAAGAGCCAGGCGUUUACAUUUUUUGUUACUCACUUUUUGUAUUUGACGAGACUGCAAGACUUAUAUUACAACGUAGUCAACCGAUAUACUGUGGUAAUAGAAGAGGCUAUAGAUUCUGACAGCACCGAACGCCGACUGGUCUAUCAACAUAAAAUAGAACCAGGCGUCACAACAAUUGAACAUUACGGUCUAGCAUUAGCUGCUAAAACCAAUUUGCCCGAAGAUACCGUAAAUUUGGCAAGGGAACUGGCAGAAUUGAUUACAAGAAACCAAACGCCGAAAAGUUCUUUAACUAAAGAAAAAAAUGACGAUGAAAUUCUCUACAAACUGCAAGCAGACAUAAGACAACAAAGAAGAAAAGACCCAAACAACAAAAAUAAAGUACAAGAAAUUGUUUCUACAUUCAAAAAAAAUAACUCGGAGUUAAUUAAAAGAAUUCAGAUGCAAAAAAAUAAAAAUAAUAACUCAGUUAGUCCAAUACUGAAUAUAUCUUCGGAAAGUAGUAUGAAUAACGAACAAGCGAUCAUGGAAUUCUCAAAUAAGCAAGAACUGUACUCCUUUAAAGAUAUGAAGUCAUUGAGUAGAAAUGAGUCGAACGUUUCAGAGCUACAAAUCAAUAAAACUCCGAGUGAUUAUAAUGCUAAUGGUGCAAAUAGCCAUCAUAUAUCUGUUAAAUCGUCAACAGAAUUAUUACAUACUGUCUCAGAUAGUAAACUAAGUAAUAAUUUUCAAAAUGAACGUGUUUUUCAAGAUUUGUCUCAUACAAUAGACACUUCCACGGAAAUCCACAUUAAUUGUUCACCACAUGUUAACAGAUCAGACAUGAACGAUGAUUUUAAUGAGUCAGUUGUGAGUAAGACGAAUAUUAAUUCUAAAAACUCAAGUUGUGCAGAUUAUAAUCCUGGUGAAGAAAUGGAAAUUUGCGAUGAAAGAAUUUUAAAUGAUAAAUCAGAUCAGAGUACUGCUACAGCAAACGAUACCGAUGAAGCAGAUGCUCUCACACAAAUAAUUGGCGAUUAUGUUGGUUCUUCUAGCUCAAGUGAAAAUUUUGAUGCUGCUUCUACUGAUGAAGAACUGAUGCAAGAAACUAUCAAAGAAAUAAAUUCAAACGGAAAUGAUAAUUUGGAAACAAUAAUACUAACUCCUCCUACCGGCUUUCGAGAUGAAGAUUAUUAAAGCCAUCGCUUAUCUACUGUAUGGUAUUGAAAUAAACUAAAUUGAAGCAAUAUGUGUUUUCUUGAUUCAUUUUGUUUCCUUUUAGAAUAAUUUGUUGGGUC